UCUGUAGCUAUUGGUCGGUUACAGCUGCGUCAGACGUGCACGACGCUGCGUACACAGUGAUGGCCAAUAGUAGUUUACAUGCAAAUCUGGUUGAAAAUUGCCCCGGGAAUCUUGAGUUUCGCGCGUGGAAUAUCCUCUCGUGCUUGUGUCAGCGGUGGCGCUCUGUUACCUAAAAUAAUAUUGUUCUGCGUUAGUGAAGGAGACAGACUUGAAUAUGGCCAGUUUUAUAUCGUACAAGCGGUAAAUAUAGGUAAAAAUAAGAGUAGCAGCAAUCAUUACGGGAAAAUAUGAGAAAAGGGGUCUCGGAAGUCGUCGGCAUUAGCCUGGGUUGGUCCGAGUAUAGCUCGACCAUACGGACCGACGGCCCUUCGAGUCACGGUCACGUUACACCCUCCGGACCCUCAACAACAGGGACAGGGCAGACGUUUAAGCUCGAACGAAUUCAGGUAAUGACAAUCUUCAACAACGAUGAUUAACCAGCUGGAAGCCGCACAUCCCCAGGACCUUCAGGAUGGUGGCUGGACCGCCAAAGCCAAAAAACCGAUGGCCUCUCUGUCCCACACAGGAGAAAAGGCUCCCGCCCUCAGUCCCAUUGCACGCAAGUCCCUAUUCGAGAAGUCGCGCUGUGACACCUCACUCGGUUUCUUGACGCAGAGGUUUGCAGAGAUGCUACGCCGCUCCGCUGACGGGGUGUUGGACCUCAACCUAGUUGCCCAGGAGCUCAAUGCGCCUAAGAGACGCGUCUACGACGUCACCAAUGUCCUGGAAGGGAUCCAACUCAUCAAAAAGAAGUCUAAAAACUUAGUGGAGUGGUUGGGCGGUCAAGUGAACGUAGACCUGGAUCAAGAGCUGAAGACUCUGGUUGAGGAGGAGAGAAGGCUGGAUGAGUUGAUCCACAGCUGUACGCGGCAGGUUCACCAGCUGUGUGACAACCAGAGCAGUCAGAAAUUUGCCUAUUUGACAUACGAGGAUGUCCAAAGGAUUCCCAGCAUGAAAGAACAGACUGUGAUCGUGAUCAAAGCCCCUGCAGAGACAAAACUGGAGGUGCCACAUCCAGAAGAGAGCCUUCAGGUCCACCUCAGCAGCACACAGGGACCCAUCGACGUGUUCCUCUGCUCUGAUGUCCCCAUCCCUAUGGAAACCACAGACAGCUCUGUGGCCAACUGUGCCGAUAGCAUCCACUUGGACUCGUCCGCCAAUGGGAACGGCCCCACCCCCCUUGUGCCUUACUCGUGCUUUGUCCAGGUGUCUUCCAAAGACAAUGAUAACCGUACUCUCGGAAACGGUAGUAUCUCCAACCCGCCGUACCAGCCGAUGCAACACUCAUCACCAGUUACUGUCACCCCUGUCUCCCCCAUGCACCCCUCCCUCCAACCCCCCUCUGAAGAUAAGCAGAGCUUUGUCGGCCUCACUCCACCUCUAGGUUUCUCUCUUGGUGGGGAUGAGUACCUCAUGAGCCUGGCUGAGGAUGAGGGCAUCACUGACCUCUUCUCUUAUGACCUGGAACACGUGCCUCUGGAUAUGCCCCUUCUCUAAGCAGCUGUUUUGGAAACAAACAUUUUUUGGAGGCAAUUGCCAUUUUAUCACAAACUGGAUACCAAGGGGGGGACAAUAAAAGAACAAAGGGCUGAUCUGUAAGUUUUCCAUAUUUACGUUUGCCUUUCAUGGCUAGAUGGGAAUGGGAUUUACUGUUGCUCAGGUAUGUGGACGAGUGACAUCUUGUUAUGGCUUCCUUAUUGCCUUUAGAUCUUGGACUGACAUGCAUGUUGUUAUUCAAAAGACUUUGUUGCAGAGCUUUAAUCUGUUGCAUGGUUUGGUGUCCUUAAGUGUCCUUCUCUAAGGUCUGAGCAUUUCUGUCUCAAAACAGGACUCAUUCUUGACUAUUGGCCAUAUCAGUGGAAAGACGCCAUUUUGUAUUGUGAUCACAUAGCCUUCACAACAAAAAAUGAUUGAGACACCCAUUUAGAGUUAGGAAGUGUUGAUUAAAAGUAUUAAAAAAAAAUGCAAAGAA
Etheostoma cragini (Arkansas darter) is the source of this 2011-nucleotide messenger RNA. It is a transcript of the gene e2f3, whose product is annotated as E2F transcription factor 3. The transcript is spliced from 7 exons. Lineage: Eukaryota; Metazoa; Chordata; Actinopteri; Perciformes; Percidae. The coding region runs from base 469 to 1536 and encodes 355 amino acids. Gene Ontology annotation, biological process: regulation of transcription by RNA polymerase II. Gene Ontology annotation, cellular component: RNA polymerase II transcription regulator complex. Gene Ontology annotation, molecular function: protein dimerization activity; DNA-binding transcription factor activity, RNA polymerase II-specific; RNA polymerase II cis-regulatory region sequence-specific DNA binding. The record is from RefSeq and is a predicted model, not a curated record.